Molecule: messenger RNA, 249 nt
Organism: Choloepus didactylus (southern two-toed sloth)
Lineage: Eukaryota; Metazoa; Chordata; Mammalia; Pilosa; Megalonychidae
Gene: DEFB113
Product: defensin beta 113
Exons: 2
Coding region: 1-249 (82 amino acids)
Biological process (GO): innate immune response
Cellular component (GO): extracellular region
Source: RefSeq, a predicted model, not a curated record
AUGAAGAUACUUUAUAUAUAUUUUCUGACUUUUCUCGUCACUGUAUCUUGUGGUCCAUCAGUUUCAGAAACAAAAAUGAGAAAAAUUGCAGAGAGAAAAAGAGAAUGUUACCUUGUUCGUGGUGCUUGCAAGACUUCAUGCAACGUCUGGGAAUAUGUAUAUAAUUACUGCAAUGUUGAACCCUGCUGCGUGGUACGGGAUUACCGAAUGCCAACCAAUGAAACUAAUAAAGACAAUUUAUAUGGCUGA